UGAGCAAGCCAGGUCUCGGCGGGUGGCGGGGGGGGGGGGUUGCACUGCGGUAAUAUGGCUCUUCCUUAGCCCGCGGUGGCGGCGGCGGCGCCUGGAGGUGGGGUAGAGCAGUUGUGCCCCUCGGGUGGCGGCUUCUUGGGCUGCAGGGGUUUUGCGGGUUGUGGCUGAGCAAUAGUUGCGGAUGCCGGAGGAGCAUUGGCCCUGCCGCUUGGCGGCCCCUGGGUCAAGAUGAGCGCCUUGGUGUCGAUCGGGGGCCCCGUUCCCCCGCCGCCCCCAGGCCCGGCCGCCGCGCUGCCUCCAGGUUCUGCAGCGCGGGCCCUGCAUGUGGAGCUGCCGUCUCAGCAGCGUCGUCUUAGACAUCUUCGGAACAUUGCUGCCCGCAACAUUGUAAAUAGAAAUGGCCAUCAACUCCUUGAUACCUACUUCACACUUCACCUGUGUAACACUGAAAAGGUACACAAAGAAUUUUAUAGAAGUGAAGUGAUUAAGAAUUCCUUGAAUCCAACGUGGCGGAGUCUGGAUUUUGGAAUAAUGCCGGACCGUCUUGAUACGUCUGUGUCCUGUUUCGUGGUGAAGAUAUGGGGUGGGAAGGAGGAUGCCUACCAGCUGCUGAUUGAGUGGAAAGUUUGCUUGGACGGGCUCAAGUACUUGGGUCAGCAGAUUCAUGCCCGCAACCAAAAUGAAAUAAUUUUUGGGCUGAAUGAUGGCUACUAUGGUGCUCCAUUUGAACAUAAGGGUUAUUCAAGCUCUCAGAAGAACAUGCUUCUUCAGGUGGAUCAGAACUGUGUGCGCAAUUCUUACGAUGUCUUCUCUUUGUUGCGGCUUCAUAGAGCCCAGUGUGCAAUUAAACAGACUCAGGUAACUGUUCAGAAAAUUGGAAAGGAAAUUGAAGAAAAACUAAGACUCACAUCUACAAGCAAUGAGCUGAAAAAAGAAAGUGAAUGCCUGCAAUUAAAAAUUUUGGUGCUUCGGAAUGAACUGGAAAGACAAAAGAAAGCUUUGGGACGGGAGGUGGCGUUACUGCAUAAGCAGCAAAUUGCACUGCAGGACAAAGGAAGUACAUUUUCAGCUGAGCACCUUAAGCUUCAACUCCAGAAGGAAUCCUUAAAUGAGUUGAGGAAGGACUGUACUGCAAAAAGAGAACUCUUUCUGAAGACUAAUGCUCAGUUGACAAUUCGCUGCAGGCAGUUACUGUCUGAACUUUCCUACAUUUACCCCAUUGAUUUGAAUGAACAUAAGGAUUAUUUUGUAUGUGGUGUCAAGUUGCCCAAUUCUGAGGACUUCCAAGCCAAAGAUGAUGGAAGCAUCACCGUUGCCCUUGGUUACACCGCACAUUUGGUCUCCAUGAUUUCCUUUUUCCUGCAAGUGCCCCUCAGAUACCCUGUCAUUCACAAGGGGUCUAGGUCAACAAUCAAAGACAAUAUCAAUGACAAGCUGACAGAAAAGGAAAGAGAGUUUCCAUUAUACCCAAAAGGAGGGGAGAAGUUGCAAUUUGAUUACGGUGUCUAUCUUCUGAACAAAAACAUAGCACAGCUAAGAUAUCAACAUGGACUUGGGACUCCAGACUUGAGGCAAACGCUUCCUAACCUGAAAAACUUCAUGGAACAUGGACUACUAGUCAGGUGCGACAGACAUCACACCUCCAGUGCAAUCCCUGUCCCAAAGAGACAAAGCUCCAUAUUUGGGGGUGCAGAUGCAGGCUUCUCUGGGGGCAUCCCAUCACCGGACAAAGGACACCGAAAACGGGCCAGCUCAGAGAACGAGAGACUGCAGUACAGAACCCCUCCCCCCAGCUACAACUCAGCGUUGGCCCAGCCUGUGCCCGCCAUCCCCUCCCUGGGAGAAUCUGAGAGAAAGACAACGUCCCUGUCCUCCUCCUUGGAUACCUCCUUGGACUUCUCCAAAGAAAACCAGAAAAAAGGGGUAGAUUUGGGUGACAGCUUAAAUGAAGGCCACGUGGGUGGAAAGACUAGCCAAGAACAAGGAGAAGCCCUCUCUGGGCAUCCAGCCACAGUAAAUGGCUCUCUCCUGCCCAGCGAGCAGGCCGGCUCUGCCAGUGUGCAGCUGCCGGGGGAGUUCCACCCAGUCUCGGACGCUGAGCUCUGCUGUGCCGUGGAGCAAGCGGAAGAGAUCAUCGGGAUGGAAGCCACAGGGUUCACCUCGAGUGACCAGCUGGAGGCAUUUAACUGCAUCCCGGUGGACAGUGCUGUGGCGGUGGAGUGCGACGAACAAGUUCUGGGAGAAUUUGAAGAGUUCUCCCGAAGGAUCUAUGCACUGAAUGAAAACGUGUCCAGCUUCCGCCGGCCACGCAGGAGUUCUGACAAGUGAGGUGAGCAGGCAGACCGUAGGACCAGGACAGGGUCACUGCCUGAAAGGAGGAUAAAGCUGCACUGGUUACCCUUGGUAAUAAUUAUGGCAUAAAAUAAAUAUUAAUGGAGGAUAUUCCUCAGAAAAACAGACUUUGUGAAUCUAGGAGGGACUCGAGAUCAUGUGUAUCCAUGGGCCAGACAAGUUAGAUUUUGCUUGCAAGAUGUGCUUUUCAGGCCUGACGAUUGUUUUAAAGCAAAAGUCGCUCUAGCUCGAGUCACCUUCGAGGUAUUUGUCUGCUUUUUUAUUUACACUUCUAUGUUAUCCUCAGAGGGAAGAUGAUAAUAUAUAAAUAAUAUAAUGAACUCAACUUUAGUUUCUCAAGCAUUUGCCCUCACUGCAGUUUAUAAGACUUUGGGAAAAGUGAAUAUUUAGAAAAAGGUUUCUACCAUUUACUGAAGGAUCUCUGGCCAUCCAUUCGGCUGAUGAAUAAGAAGCACAACAGUCUCCUGAGACCCAGGCCCACCUGCCCCCAGGCCCCACCAGCAACCUGUAGCCCCCACUGUUGCCCCAUCUCACAGUGGGUGGGUCGUGCACCCUGAAACCCGAGGACGUCGGAUUCAGUGGUUCUUUAAUGAAGUAGCUCUGACCUUCCACCUCUUUCAGUCAGCUACACCCCUUGACAUCGCCCUCAAAUUACAUGAAAAAACCCUCACUUCUGGUGGAUCCCAGGGAACCCUCCAGGACCCCAAGGUUGCAAUAGUCAGAUGGCAUCCAAUGCCCUUUGAGGGCCCAAGUUUUUACAUGGGCACAUGUUGGCAUCAAAACUAGGCAUGCUUUCUGGCAAUGCACUCACCAGACAAAAACCCCUAUAUGUAAAUCCAAGUUAAUUUAAUUUAUUAAAUUUCAGUUGGAAAGGAAGACACUGUGUGUGAUGAAAUACCUGCAGAGUUGGGCUGUCCGGCAUGCAGAGUGUGUGGCAGCGGAGGCAGCUGGACUGAGACUGGAUGAGGCGUGGAGCGCUGUAGGGGUGUGUGCACGAUUGCACACAUGUUCAUUACGUGUUUGAAGUCCGGAUGGCGUUCCGGAGAGCCAAUUUCAUUUGCUAUUGCUUUAUAUUUUAUAUGCCCAAGGACAUCGCCUCAGGGUUGCAAGCUCUUUAAGGAAAAUUUAUCCAUAUAUAUCUAUGUAUUGUAUAGAAGAAUAAAAAUUGUGUGUACUUCACUUGAUCUGAUUUUUCUUUCAGCUUUGAAUUCCUCUUGAAAUCACAUCUCCAUGUGCUGCUGCAUCAUGACAGGACCAGCCCAAACAAACCUCUGGGCUGUGUCCCAGCCAACAUUGCUGACUUCAUUUGAAUGCACAUAUUGUUAGAGCAGCACAAGCCCCUUCACAGGUGCGUGCUGCAGUAGCUCAUCGCCCUGCAUAACAUCUUACCUCGUAGGUCUCAUAAUCAUUUUCGUAUUUUGCCCAGGCACUCCUGGGCUCAAGUUUAAUUUAUAGCAACAUUUGAAGUGGAAUAGUUUAUGUUGUUAUUUCCCAUGUAAAGAGAACUCACAGAAUCGCUGCGUGACGGGAUAGGUCCAGCCUGCGAGCAGUGAAAAGCUUUAACUUGGUCUGACGAGAUCCAUAAAAAUUCCACGUAAAAGGUGGGACUACUCCAAAGCCGGAGCAGAAGCCGUCUGCGCGGGCACGGAUGGUGUCUCCGCAGUGUGCUGUCGUUCACACAGGUCAGAGGGGGCGUGGGGGGGCACACGCUAGGUCCGGGAUGCACGUCAGGCUGAUCUGGGGGGUCCACCAAUGAAAUAGUAUCUGCCUCCCCCCAGAAAAGGCGUUUGAAGGACUGUGUGAGUACCGAACAGUGGGGGGUAAAUUGCCUGUGAUUGUGGUUUCCCAAGACGUGGGAGUGGACUUGACACUUCAUGCCAAACUCAAAGUCAAGGUGUAUUCAAGCUGCAGGCCCUCCAGCCUGGCUCCGGGCGACACCGAGCAAAGGUACCCAUUCAGAGCACCUAUGGUUAGUGUUUGUCUCAGGUUCCACAUGGCCAGAUGGAGCUCCAGGGUCCACAGCCUUUCACCCCCCCAACACGGAGCCCUGCCAUGAAUGCGAUGAGAUUGCUCACAACUGAUCAGUGGUUACCAACACAUUUGCCCGGUCGGCAGUGUCCAGUGACGCUAUGCCUCUAAACAUCACUUAGGUGUGGGUUCACUGAGUUUGGGUUUUGUGUUUUCACUGAAUAUUUUUGAUGUCUGCAGUUUCUGCCAUGACCCGGGUAGAACCUCCAGUAUUACAUGUCUCCAGAAAUAACUGUUCAGUGUUUUCCAAAGCUGCAGAAUUAGUUUUGCCUCUGUUUAAAGUGGCCGUGGCCAUGGCCGAAAUAUGGGGUGAGUUAUUCUCUCCUACUGAUCUUUUAAUUCAUCUUGUAAGUCACUGAAAAUAUUCAAAUUUGCUUUGAGGAUAUAAAACGAAAUGAAAGCUCAGUACUAUUCUCUCUGAACAACUAAGAACCCCUUCAGCUUCCAUGCAGCGGAGACACUUUCGACAGCCAGCAAAUGUUAUCAGAUGAAUAUUUGAUUGUGUUUUCUCUCUCCACUUCCUCUUACCCACUUUAGAAAUUCCAGAGAUUAUUUUCCCCCCUCAGAAUAUUAGUUUUGGAAGAUUGCAUCCAGCUAUAUUUUUUUAGCAGUCCUAAUGGUGCCCAUUUAUCCUGACCUAACCGGUUAUUUAAAUAAUUUUUUAAACCACCACCAAUAAUAAAUGGCAUGUGAAACUGAUCUGUUG
Molecule: messenger RNA, 5086 nt
Organism: Phyllostomus discolor (pale spear-nosed bat)
Lineage: Eukaryota; Metazoa; Chordata; Mammalia; Chiroptera; Phyllostomidae
Gene: UVRAG
Product: UV radiation resistance associated
Exons: 15
Coding region: 229-2328 (699 amino acids)
Biological process (GO): SNARE complex assembly
Cellular component (GO): lytic vacuole; endosome
Molecular function (GO): SNARE binding
Source: RefSeq, a predicted model, not a curated record